Colletotrichum karsti is the source of this 5553-nucleotide messenger RNA. RefSeq names its product guanyl-nucleotide exchange factor. The record is from RefSeq and is a predicted model, not a curated record. The transcript has 2 exons. Gene Ontology annotation, biological process: regulation of ARF protein signal transduction. NCBI's taxonomy places the organism in Eukaryota, Fungi, Ascomycota, Sordariomycetes, Glomerellales, Glomerellaceae. The coding region runs from base 1 to 5553 and encodes 1850 amino acids. Gene Ontology annotation, molecular function: guanyl-nucleotide exchange factor activity.
AUGAGCUCCCUCAAAUUCCUCGUCUCCUCGCUGGAGGCCAUCGCGGCUUCCAAGGAGGCCCAGAGGAACAAGCAACUUACCGAAUCCCUCCAAAAGACCCUCGCCGCCAUCAAGGAGAGCGAUCCGAACUUCCCAGACCCGGAGAUCGUCUUUGCCCCUCUGCAACUGGCGACGAGGACCGGCAAUGUCCAGCUCAUCACCGGCGCGCUCGAUUGCAUCGGCAAGCUUAUAUCCUAUUCCUACUUUUCCGCCCCGACCACGCCGGACGGCCAGCAAGAUGCCCCCGUCGACCGAGCACCCCUAAUCGAACGCGCCAUCGAUACCAUUUGCGAUUGCUUCCAGGGCGAGACCACAGCCGUCGAGGUUCAGCUCCAGAUCGUCAAGUCGCUCUUGGCUGCCGUUCUUAAUGACAAGAUCGUCGUCCACGGCGCCGGUCUGCUCAAGGCCGUCCGCCAGGUGUACAAUGUCUUCCUCCUCUCCCGGAGCACUGCGAACCAGCAGAUGGCGCAGGGCACCCUCACUCAGAUGGUCGGCACCGUUUUCGAGCGAGUCAAGACCCGUUUACACAUGAAGGAGGCCCGCGUCAGCCUCGACAAGUUGAAGCACAGCUCGAGCAACGUCACGUUCGAGCAGCCCGAGUCCGUCAAUGGAAUGGGCAACACGGCAGAGGCCGAGGAAGAGAGGGAAGUGUCGCCGGCCCCAGGGGCUUCCGAAGAGCCAGCCAAUAGCACAGAGAACGGCAACGGCAAGCUGACGCUGAAGGACCUGGAGCACCGCAAGAGCUUCGACGAUUCCCACCUGGGCGACGGCCCGACCAUGGUCACCGAGAUCAAACCCGGAAGGAAAGCAGCACGAUCCGUCUCCGAGCAGUCCACACCCGAAUCAUCCCUAGAGGACAGCGCCGACGACCUUGACGCCGAGGACGAAGUCUACAUCAAGGAUGCCUACCUGGUCUUCAGAUCCUUCUGCAACCUCUCCACCAAGGUCCUGCCGCCGGACCAACUCUAUGAUCCUCGCGGACAGCCGAUGCGCUCAAAGCUCAUCUCCCUCCACCUUAUCCACACCCUUCUCAAUAACAACAUUGCUGUCUUCACUUCUCCCCUGUGUACCAUUACCAACUCCAAGAGCAACGAGCCCACGACAUUUCUCCAAGCCAUCAAGUUUUAUUUGUGUCUCAGUAUAACGCGCAACGGAGCCAGCUCUGUCGAUCGCGUAUUCGAUGUCUGCUGCGAGAUUUUCUGGCUCAUGUUGAAGUACAUGAGGGAGUCCUUUAAGCUGGAAAUCGCGGUAUUCCUCAACGAGAUUUAUCUUGCUUUGCUGGCGAGAAGGACCGCUCCCAUUUCGCAAAAGGUGUACGUGGUCAACAUCUUGAACAGGUUCUGUGCCGACUCCAGGGCGUUAGUUGAGACGUACCUGAACUACGAUUGCGAAAGGAGCGUGGAUAACAUCUUCCAAACCAUUAUUGAGGACCUCUCAAAGUUCUCCACUGCCGCCGUGCCUAUCACCCCGGCCCAAGAACAACAGUAUGAGGAGAAGAGCUCAAAGAGCACGAAUGGAGGCGACUGGCAACUUCGGCCAAUCUUACCACCACCCCUUUCGGUCGCGCAGAUCGCGCCGCAUGCUGAGCCCGAACCCGAGAUUCCGAAAGAGUAUGUGAUGAAGCGCGUGGCUCUGGAUGCCCUGGUGGACUCCCUCAGAUCAAUGGUCGACUGGUCUGCGGCAGUGCGCGCGGACGCGAACGGAGUCAGGCCCGAUGGCGACACCAGAAACUCCGAAGAUUUGCGACCAUCGAUUGACCCCAGCAUGAGCGACAACCCGUCACGAUUCGAAACUCCGUUACCGUCCACGCCCGUCUUGGAGGACGACCCGGCCUUCCUGGAGAAGGCAAAGGCGAGAAAGACGGCCAUGAACAACGCCAUCAAGCAGUUCAACUUCAAGCCUAAGCGAGGAAUCAAGCUGCUGGUUCAGGAUGGCUUUAUUCCGAGCGACAGCCCGGAGGACAUUGCCAAAUUUCUCCUUACAGAAGAUCGUCUGGACAAGGCACAGAUUGGUGAAUACUUGGGAGAGGGCGACCCUAAGAACAUCGAGAUCAUGCACGCUUUCGUCGACUCUAUGGAGUUCACCAAAAAGCGUUUCGUCGACGCAUUGCGCACCUUCCUGCAGUCGUUCCGUCUGCCCGGAGAAGCACAAAAGAUCGAUCGUUUCAUGUUGAAGUUUGCCAAUCGCUACGUCAUGGGUAACCCGAACGCGUUUGCCAACGCUGACACUGCCUAUGUCUUGGCGUACUCGGUCAUCAUGCUGAACACCGAUUUGCACAGCAGCAAGAUCGCCAAGCGUAUGAGCAAGGAAGAGUUCAUCAAGAACAACCGUGGAAUUAACGACAAUGCUGAUCUUCCGGACGAGUACCUUCUCGGUAUUUACGACGAAAUUGCGAGCAAUGAAAUCGUGCUGAAGAGCGAGCGAGAGGCUGCCGCAGCUGCGGGAGCUGUUCCAGCACCAUCAACCGGAAUCGCAGCCGGGCUUGGGCAAGCUCUCUCGAACAUGGGCCGAGACCUGCAGAGAGAGGCUUACUUGCAGCAAUCCGAGGAGAUCUCACUUCGCUCAGAACAACUAUUCAAGACGCUGUACAAGAACCAACGGAGAAAUGCGCAACGAUCUGGCAUCAAGUUCAUCCCUGCCACGUCCUUCCAACACAUUGGUCCGAUGUUUGACGUAACAUGGAUGUCUUAUUUCUCUGCGCUUUCCAAUCAAAUGCAGAAGACUCAAAACCUCGAGAUCAACAAGCUGUGCCUGGAGGGAAUGAAACUGGCUACCAAGAUUGCAUGCGUCUUUGACCUGUCGACUCCUCGAGAAGCCUUUGUGUCCGCGUUGAAGAACACGACCAACCUCAACAACCCGCAAGAGAUGUUGGCGAAGAACGUCGAGGCACUCAAGGUCAUUCUUGAGCUUGGCCAAACCGAAGGCAACGUUCUGAGGUCGUCGUGGAAGGAUGUCCUGAUGUGCAUCAGUCAACUUGACCGACUGCAGCUCAUCACCGGCGGUGUUGACGAGAGUGUCGUCCCAGACGUUUCCAAAGCACGCUUCAUGCCACCGCAGAGAGAAAACACCAGCGACUCCCGGUCAUCAACGCAGUCCAAGAGACGCAGAAGUCAGGCGAGGCCCGGCACCGGAUCUCACGGCUUCUCAAACGAGAUCGCACUGGAAAGUCGGUCGGACGAGGUGAUCAAGGCAGUCGACAGGAUAUUCAUGAACACAGGCAACCUCAAUGGAGACGCCAUCGUUCACUUUGCCCGGGCGUUGACCGAGGUCAGCUGGGACGAAAUCAAGGUCUCUGGCUCGAACGACUCCCCGCGCACCUACAGUCUGCAGAAGAUUGUCGAGAUUUCCUACUACAACAUGACGCGUGUGCGUUUCGAGUGGAGCAACAUCUGGGACGUUCUGGGUGACCACUUCAACCGCGUGGGCUGCCACAACAACAUCACUAUCGUCUUCUUCGCUCUGGACUCUCUCCGUCAGUUGUCAAUGCGCUUCAUGGAACUAGAGGAGUUGGCCGGUUUCAAAUUCCAAAAGGACUUCCUCAAGCCAUUCGAGCAUGUUUUGGCCAACUCGCAGAACAUUGCCGUCAAGGAUAUGGUUCUCCGAUGCUUGAUCCAAAUGAUUCAAGCUAGGGGCGACAACAUUCGCUCAGGCUGGAGGACAAUGUUCGGCGUCUUCACAGUUGCCGCUCGCGAAACGAACGAGAGCAUCGUGAACCUCGCCUACGAAAACGUCACCCAAGUCUACAAGACCAAGUUCGGCGUCGUCAUUUCCCAGGGAGCCUUUACGGAUUUGAUUGUCUGCCUUACGGAGUUCUCCAAGAACAUGAAGUUCCAGAAGAAGAGUCUCCAAGCACUAGAGAGCCUGAAAUCGAUCAUCCCUCGCAUGCUCAAGACACCCGAAUGCCCCCUGUCUCAAAAAGGCCAGUCCGGAUCGAGCGAGGUUCAAACGUCAGCAGCCGACAAGCUACAGAGAUCACAGAAUCGGACGUCGGUGGAGGAAGGCUAUUGGUUCCCAGUCCUAUUUGCCUUCCACGACGUGCUAAUGACAGGCGAGGAUCUCGAGGUGCGGUCGAACGCCCUCGAGUACUUCUUCGAGGCUUUGUUGAGGUACGGUGGCGAGUUCCCGCCCGACUUUUGGGACAUCUUGUGGCGCCAGCAGCUGUACCCCAUCUUCAUGGUGUUGCGAUCGAGACCAGACCUCAACAACGCGCUCAACCACGAAGAGCUGUCAGUGUGGCUGUCUACCACGAUGAUCCAGGCCCUGCGAAACAUGAUCACCUUGUUCACGCACUAUUUCGAUGCUUUGGAGUACAUGCUAGAUCGCUUCCUGGAGCUGCUGGCACUUUGCAUCUGCCAAGAAAACGAUACCAUCUCCAGAAUCGGCAGCAACUGCCUGCAACAGCUCAUCCUGAAGAACGUCACCAAGUUCUCGCACGACCAUUGGACGAAGAUUGUUGGCGCUUUCUGCGAACUCUUCGUUGCUACGACUGCUAAUCAACUGUUCUCCCCAUCAACGAUCAACUCGACAGCAUCUAUCGACAUGCCGCCUAACGGUCUCGAGUUCACCGGCGCUCUGAGCCCAACGGCCGAAACCACCCCGAUCGACGAGGACUCUCUGAAGAUCAAUGGAUCCGAGAAGAACGGCGACACGCAUUCUGCAGCAGACAAGGGCCCAGCGGCCGACGAGGACGACCUCAAGACACCAACAGCGACCGGUCCCGCACAGCCCCAGGCGCCCUUGGAGGAGUUCAAGCCGACGUCAAACCUGCAGCAACAGCCCGUGGUGGUCACUGCCGCGCGCCGCCGCUACUUCAACCGCAUCAUCUCCCGAUGUGUGCUUCAGCUCCUCAUGAUCGAGACGGUCAACGAGCUCUUCAGCAACGACACGGUCUACGCCCAGAUCCCCACGGCGGAGCUGCUCAAGCUCAUGGGACUGCUUAAGAAGUCGUACCUCUUCGCGAGGAAGUUCAACGCCGACAAGGAACUGCGCAUGCGUCUCUGGCGCGAGGGCUUCAUGAAACAGGCCCCGAAUCUGCUCAAGCAGGAGAGCGGUGCCGCCGCUACUUACGUCGCCAUCCUCUUCCGCAUGUACGCAGACGACAGCGAGGAGCGCGCCUCGGCCCGCGAGGCCAUCGAGCAGGCCCUGAUCCCCCUUUGCAAGAGCAUCAUCAAGGACUUUGUAGCUCUCGAGGAGGACAGCCAGCACCGUAAUAUCGUUGCCUGGCGGCCCGUCGUGGUCGACGUGCUCGAGGGGUACGCGGCCUUCCCCGUGGAGUCGUUCUCGAAGAACAUCAAGGAGUUUUACCCCAUGGUGGUGGAGCUUCUCGGGAGAGACCUGACCUCGGACCUGCGGACAUCGCUGCUGUUGGUGCUGAGACGUGUGGGUGAGGUCGGUCUGGGCAUCGAGGGGAUGACCAAAGUGGAGAUCGAUCGGAGGGAUAGCAUCCUCAGCCACGCGACGGAUAACGGGGUCGACGGACCGGAAGGAGACGCCUCGGCCAGGAUGAGGCGAUGA